UAUAAUUCUGCCGUUGCCUUUGCUUCGUUCGUCGUCCGUUCCGUAAUCGUCGUAGAAGACGACGCCAUUUUGAUGCUUGAUGCGUGUUCAUUGAUCGAUCCAGAGUUCUAUCAGUUGAAAUAUUAGUUUUUUGUGACUAAUUUCGAAAGUUACUAUAUUAUGGGUCGUGGAAGGGAUCGUAGUCGCGACCGGCGUCGUAGUCGCAGUAGAAGCAGAAGUAGAAGCCGUAGUCGCAGCCCACGCUAUGGAUUGGGGGGUGGUGGCGGCGGCGGCGGCGGCUAUGGCGGCGGUCGGCGAAGCAAUCCGGGGGCAAGUUUACGCAAACCAAAAUGGGAUCUAAACAGACUGAAACCUUUCAAAAAAGAAUUUUAUGUGCCUCACCCUGAUGUUGAAAAUAGAUCUGAUUCAGAUGUAGAAGCAUGGCGAAGUGAAAAUGAAAUAACACUGAAAGGUCGAGGCAUACCAAAACCUACAUUGACAUUUGAUGAAGCUGGGUUCCCAGAUUAUGUUAUGGAUGAAAUUGACAAAAUGGGAUUUUCUAAGCCUACACCUAUUCAGGCACAAGGUUGGCCUAUAGCUCUAAGUGGUCAUGACAUGGUAGGAAUAGCAUCAACAGGAUCUGGUAAAACUUUAUCAUAUAUCUUACCUGCUAUUGUACACAUUAAUCAUCAACCUAAGUCUAGCAGAGGAGAUGGUCCCAUAGCCUUAGUCUUAGCCCCUACUAGGGAAUUGGCCCAACAAAUACAAGAAGUUUGUGAUAAAUUUGCUAACACUUCAAAAAUUCACAACACCUGUUUGUUUGGUGGGGCUCCAAAAGGACCUCAAGCAAGAGACUUGGAUGCUGGAGUUGAGAUUGUGAUUGCUACGCCUGGAAGACUGUUGGAUUUUCUGGAAAGUGAAAGGACAAAUCUAAAGAGGACCACAUAUCUAGUACUUGAUGAGGCAGACAGAAUGUUGGAUAUGGGUUUUGAACCUCAAAUCAGGAAAAUAAUUGAACAAAUCAGGCCAGACCGCCAAACUCUAAUGUGGUCUGCAACAUGGCCCAGGGAGGUCCAAAGUCUUGCAUCUGAAUUUUUAAAGGAUUAUUUACAGAUCAAUGUUGGAUCCUUGUCACUGGCAGCUAAUCAUAAUAUUUUGCAAAUUAUUGAUGUUUGUAUGGAGUAUGAGAAAGAAACUAAAUUAAGCACACUCCUGAAAGAAAUAAUGGCAGAAAAAGAAAAUAAAACAAUAAUUUUUAUUGAGACCAAGAGGCGUGUUGAUGAUAUUACAAGAAAAAUGAAACGAGAUGGGUGGCCAGCUGUGUGUAUACAUGGUGAUAAAUCUCAAAAUGAACGAGACUGGGUGUUGCAAGAUUUCCGAAGUGGCAAAGCUCCAAUUCUUGUAGCUACUGAUGUUGCUGCUAGAGGAUUAGAUGUUGACGAUGUGAAGUUUGUCAUAAAUUUUGACUAUCCCAGCAAUUCGGAGGACUAUGUACAUCGCAUAGGAAGAACUGGCCGUACAAAUAAAACUGGAACCGCCUACACAUUCUUUACACCGUCCAAUGCAGCUAAAGCUGCCGAUCUUGUAUCAGUUUUAAAGGAAGCUAAACAAGUCGUCAAUCCUAAAUUACAAGAGCUGGCCGAACGUGGGGGAGGCGGUGGUAGACGCCACCGUGGUCGCGGUGGUCGGUACCGGCGUGGGGGCCGCGGCCGCUCGCGCUCCCGCUCGCGCUCGCGGGACCGUGACCGCGACCGCCGCCGCCGCUCCCGCUCCCGCUCACGAGACCGCCGCCGUCGCAGACAUAGCUCCUCACGAUCGUCACGCAGCAAAUCCUCGAGAUCUUCCAGAAGCCAUUCGCGAUCCAGAUCCCGCACGCGUAGCCGAUCUCGUUCAGGCAAGUGCAGCCCUCAAAAGGAAACUAAGGAUACCACGUCCGCCAAUCAAGCCUUACUGCCCACCCCGAAGCCGCUGCUACCUACGCCCGUCGGUCCCCAACUUCCUCCUCUCGACAACGCCAAAGGCCCGACCACUCCACCUACCAAUGAACCUCUUAACAAUCGAGUUCCCAACAAUAAGGUUUCCAAUAAUACUGAAAACGGUCAAGGGGAAUAUAUGCAACAACAACAACAACAACAACAACCACCACCACCUCCUCCCCCAAAUCAAAUUCCUCCUCUUAUGGCUAUCAAUCCACAGAUGAAUAUGUGUGUUCCCCCACCGAUGAACGGGCCGGGCGGGUUUAAUAUGAUGCCUACAUAUUAUCCCGGCGCGGAACAAUACGGAAUGAUGAUGCCUCCUUUCAAUCCUGCGGCCAUGAUGUCAGCAGGCGGGUGGUCGGCGCCCCCUCCUCCUCCCCCGCCCCCUCCUCCUUCGGACGGUAGCGCGACUCAUGGGCACCAGGGCUCGGGCGGGAACGGUCUCGAGUCAGAUUCCAGGAGACGAGGUCCUCGUCACGGAGGUCUCGGCGGGGACAGCUGCGGCCCGGGCCUGGGCUCGGGGCCCGGAUUGGGCUCCGGCGGCGGGCUGGGCCGCGACGCCGCGGCCGAUGACCGGCCGCGCGGCCGCGAUCGCCGGCGCCGAGGAAGAGGACGCGAGCACGACGAGUUUGACUCGCAAGGCUCUGGCGACGGCGGGCUGGGCUCGCCGGCGUGCUUCGCUUCUGGCGGUCCCGGUGUGCCCCACGGGAGCCAAGCGCCGCGCAAUCUGCCGCUCGCAGGCGGUGACCACAUCGGCCCGCAGGGCGCUAACUUCACCGCUUUCGGCUCGUACGGUCCCAGAACUAAUCAGAGAAAUAAUGAUCGUGGCCAAUUAACUAAUGGAAAUUAUGAAGAUGGUGGAUUUAGCAAUAUGAUGAACUAUUAUGGUCCUCCGAACAUGGGACCCGGCCGACCUUUCGGUGUCGACAUGGGCGGAAUGAACGGUGCGCAGGCUGCUGGCUCCGUGGGGUACAAUAAUGACCGCCAGAGGAAUCGUCAGCGGUGAAUAGCACAGAGAAAACGGAUACAAUGGAGAUUCCCGCCGUCGACGAAGGCGUUAAACAUCGAUGAAAUGUGAGGUUCAAUUAAGAACAACAUUUUAAAAAUACAAACGGAAAUUCAAAAUAAUGAAAAUUCAUUCCAUACAUGUAUUUACUAGCUUUGAUUCAUUAUUAUUAACGCCUCAUAGCUACGCCUAAACUGGAGUUUUCGUGUUACUCCUUCCAUCUCCCAAGUCCAUUUUAUUAUAUCAUUAUUACGUUCUUUACCUCUUUAAAUUUUGCUAAGUACUUUUAAUAGUACAAGAACUAAUUUUGCAAUGGAUAUUUCCAUUAUUUUUAGUACAUACAUUCAUUGUAUAUUACAUAAUAGGAUUAAGAAAGACAACAUGUAAUCAUUUUAGCUCCAUACAUAAUUCUGUUUAAAUAUUAUGUAUACUGAAUAAAAAUACAUUAUAUGUAAUACCACUAAUGUUUAUGUGUAAAGUAUGAAAAGGCCUGUUCAUAAAAACUAAAUUUAUAAAACUUAAUAUACAAUGGUGUAAUUUAACGCAGACAAAGAAGGGAAUAAUUCCAUGAAUAGAUAUUUGAAUGAUAAUUUGCAUAACGAUCAUUUUAAUAAUUCCCAUUUCUGAUUGAGGUUAUAUAAUACUUGUCUCAAAAACGUUAUAAAUUAAUUGUGUCAUGAAAUGCAAACAUGUAUUAGUACAUACAUCUCUGAGCUGAGGAUGUUAUGAAUCUUCCUAGCCAUUUAUUCACUAUGUAUGCAGAAGGUAUUAAAAUUUUGUAUAAAUUCAAA
Messenger RNA from Plodia interpunctella (Indianmeal moth), 3752 nucleotides. RefSeq lists its product as uncharacterized. Gene Ontology annotation, cellular component: ribonucleoprotein complex; nucleus; cytoplasm. The record is from RefSeq and is a predicted model, not a curated record. The transcript has 7 exons. Lineage: Eukaryota; Metazoa; Arthropoda; Insecta; Lepidoptera; Pyralidae. Gene Ontology annotation, molecular function: ATP binding; RNA binding; RNA helicase activity. Bases 160 to 2961 code for a protein of 933 amino acids.